UCAGCAAAAGUGGUCGCAAAACAAGUUAAAAGUAAAACGCGUCCUCAAUUUGCCUAGUUGCAGGCUUUCAAGCGCCUGGUGCUGGUGAAAUUUUUAUUAGGAAAUAUUUAAAAAGUUAAGAAGUUGAAUAUUUACACUCCAAAAAAUGGAUGAUCGCACGAUUGACUCGAUUUUCGCGGGCUCGCUGGAGUCCCUUCCGCCAGUUAGUUCGAAAAUUGUGCGCAUUUUCACCAGUUCCACUUUCACAGAUACCACAAUGGAGCGCAAUACGCUGAUGGCCAAGUGUUAUCCACGUAUUAAGGACUAUUGUCGCGAAAAACAUGGACUGGAGUUUCAGGUAGUAGAUAUGCGAUGGGGUGUUCGUGACGAAGCCACCGAUGAUCACAUGACGACAGAAUUGUGUAUGCGCGAAAUUCAAAAUUGCCAACGUCUUUCGAUGGGUCCGAAUUUCAUUGUGUUUUUGGGUCAGAAAUAUGGUUACCGCCCUAUACCAACAUAUAUAGUGUCAUCAGAAUUGCAACUUAUCUGUGAGGAACUGACAUCAAUGGGUGUGGAUCGUGCCUUGCUCGAUUUGUGGUACAAAAAGGAUAGUAAUGCCGUGCCACCAAUGUCGGUACUGCAGCCCAUCUCAUCGAUUUUGAUUAACUUUAAUAACAAGCGCGUUCCCAAGUUACAGGCCGAGGAUCAAGCUGUUUGGUGGGAUACCCUUAAUAAAAUGCAAAAACUAUUACGAAAGGCUGCAGCUUCUUUGGGUGCCAGUGAAAAGAUGGACAAGGAGUGUGUCCAUAAUUAUUUUAUGUCCGUUACUGAGCGCGAAGUCAUUAAUGGCAUAUUGAACGUGAAGAAUACAAAAAAUCAUUGUCUGGCUUAUGUGCGCUACAUCAAUAAUAUAAAUUUGCAAAAUCUCAAGAAGGCAUCACUCUUUGUGGAUAUUAUAAAUCGCAGUUUGGACACAGAAUCGGCUAAAUUGCUAGGCGAUUUGCGUGAUGUGCGCUUACCGAACAAGAUUGAAUCGAGUAAUAUGCAAAAAUACACAGUCGAGUGGAUCGGUCGCGAGGGUUUGGACAUCGAAACGCAUGAAGAAUAUCUCAAUCAUUUCAUCUCACAUUUUUACAAAAAUAUUGUGAAAUUGGUGGAUCGCGCCAUGCGCAAAGAAGACUCCAGUGCACAGGGGCAGAUAGUGACUGAAAUCCUACAGCAUUUGCACGCUUGUAAUAAUUCGGUAAAGGUAUUUUAUGGACGUGAAGAUAAUUUAGAACAUAUCAAGCGCUAUAUGCUGGGGGAUUCAGAUAAACCACUUGUCCUUUAUGGCGAAGGAGGUUGUGGAAAGACAUCGAUGCUUGCGAAAAGUGCUUCGCUGGUGGCCGGUGAAUGGUUUGCCAGUCAGCGACCAAUUAAUGUUAUACGGUUCCUCGGCACCACACCCGAUUCAAGUGCUUUAACACCGACUCUAAUUUCGAUUUGUCAACAGAUCUCCUACAACUAUAUGCUACCGUUCGAGAAUAUACCCGACGAUUUGGUACCUUUAACGGCACAUUUUAAGCAAUUACUAACUUAUGCAAGCACGAACCAACCGCUAACGUUGUAUCUUGACUCAGUCGAUCAGCUAACAGGUACACAAGAUUCGAAUAAAGUGUCGUGGAUACCGACACGUUUACCACCACACUGUAAGAUCAUUAUUUCAUGCGCCAACGAAGAGUCCAAUCCGACCGUCUCGCAGGAGUAUUACGUGCUACGCAAAAUGAUCGAUAUCGAGGAGAAUUUCAUUGAAGUUACCGCGUUGGGAGAAGAUCUCGCUAUGAAUGUUAUAAAAAUGUGGAUGAAGACGGCUUGUCGUGAUUUGAAUAAUUAUCAGUGGCGUUUGGUUGCGAAUGCCAUAAGCAAAUGUUCCUUACCGAUCUUCGUGAAGCUGGUCUUUGCUGAGAUCUGUCGCUGGCGUAGCUACACCAAACCGCAAGAGACGCAUCUCGCCAAUACCGUUAUGGAUUCGAUUAUGAUGCUGUUCGAACGUAUAGAAAAACAGCAUGGUCGCAUUUUGGUUUUUCAUGCAUUGGCUUAUAUCACCGCCGCAAAGUCGGGUUUGUCGGAGAGCGAAUUGGAAGAUCUCAUUUCGUUGGAUGAUAAAGUGCUGGACGAUGUGUAUCAGUAUCAUAUGCCGCCAGUACGUCGUAUACCACCACUUUUGUGGACACGCAUACGUAAUGAUUUGCCGAAUUAUCUGAGCGAACGCGAAGCGGACGGUGUGAAUGUGAUGAACUGGUAUCAUAGGCAAUUCAGGGAUACCGCUAAGGAGCGCUACUUCAAGAACAUGAAUAUGGCGAUGUAUUUUCAUUCGAUGAUUGCUGAUUAUUAUCUGGGUAUUUGGGGUGGUGGUGUGCCGAAACCCUUUAGAUAUACGGAGAUACAAAGACAUCGUUUCGGUUUGACGGAGAAAGAGGGCUCGGCGGACAGAAAAGUGCCUAUACAACCAUUGGUCUUUACCAGCAAGGACGGUAGUUCAAAACGGUAUAAUUUGCGAAAGUUCGGCGAGCUACCUUUCCAUUUCGUACGCUCACGUCGCUUCAAGGAUCUCUUCGAACACGUGCUGUUCAAUUACGACUGGUUACAUGCCAAACUUUCAAGUUGCCCACUACAAGCUGUACUGGCUGAUUUCGAAGACGCUUCAGCGAAUACAGAUAAUAAAGAAGCAAAACGUGAGCUGAUGCUAGUGGCCGAUGCUCUGCGUCUUGGUGGCGCUAUUCUCGCAGUUUAUCCGAACAUGUUGGCGCCACAGUUGAUAGGACGUUUGUUGCCCGAAAUCGGUGGAAAUAAUAAUAUAAAAAUGCUGUUGCGUGCCUGCGAUCGCUCGGGACCGAAAGACUGCUCACUCAUACCGGUAAAUCAUUGUCUACACACGCCAGGUGGUCCACUGAAAUACUCCCUGGAGGGUCAUCAGUUUGCCGUUUUCGCUUUUUGUCUUACCAGCGAUCUUCGUUAUAUGGUUUCAAUCUCCACACAUUUCAUAACGUUCGAUCUCUCAACAUCGGAUCUUACACGUGAUGUGAAUCCCGGUAUUGAAGGUAUCAUGCAACAACUAGUACUGAGCCCAGACAAUAAAUGGGCUGCGGCGUACUCCAAUAACAAUCAGACCGUCUUGCUGAAUAUGCUGUCGAGCGAAUUCGUUGUCAUCGACAGUCCGUUUGAGGCAGAUGAUGGACCAGUCAGUGGUCUAUAUUUGCUAAAUCAGAGCCUCUUCUUAACUUGCAAGUUGCGUUGGUCUCAGUUUGACAUGCGUGGAAAUUUGGUUGGUGUAUAUGAUAUUCAAGGCGAUGUUGCCAAUUGGGAAAUUUUGAGUAUGGAAUUUCUACGUCCAACUGACUACAAUGUAAUUUUCUGGUCCGGUUCAAUUAAUGAGACACGGCUUCGCUUGGAUUCAUGUCGCAAUGAAGUCUUCUCUGAGCCGUUGUUGCUUUUCAGCGCUCUGGUGAUGAACAAAUGCGGUACUAAGAUUUACGCAUGCGCGAAUGAAGAGAAUUAUCAGGUUAGUGUCUUUCGUUACGAAGAAAGUGACUCUGCAAAGUACAUCGGCUGGAUACUGGAGGAGCAGUUGCCACGCUUUGAGAAUGACGAAAAGGAAAUGUUGUUGCAGCUGCGUUUGGAUCAAGAUGAUCGCAUGUUACUCGGCACUGCUGGCAAAGGUUUCGUUAUAUGGGACUUUGGCAAGGAUGGCGAACGUCUCAGCGAGGAUGCUAUGUACUUCGCGCUACCUCAUGGUGUGCGCAACAUCACAACACGCAUUAUGCAAUCCAAUUCGAUUAUGGUGAGCUCGAAAAUGGAUUAUGCUGUGGCGGGCGUACGUAAAAAUCUCUACGUCUGGUGUUUACACACACGCCAACUGGCAAAGGUGCUCGACGCACAUUUUGGGCGCAUUAUUCAGCUGGAAGCGCUCACUAUCGGCAAUUGGAAUAAUCUAGUGACGUCGUCCAUAGAUCGUUCGGUUAAAGUUUGGAAUAUAAAUAACAUUUUCGAGAAGGUGCAUGUGAUUGAUCGACAUGAACUACAGAUCGAUAAUAUCAGUUUAUCCGAAGUCGAUUUGGGCGUGACAGUUACGCGCAGCUGUGUUGGGGUUUGGGAUACACGUUCGGGACGACUGCUUGCCAAACUGGCCGAUAGUCCUUUGGGCGCCAUUGUCACACACGCUGAAAUUACACCCGACGGCCGUUAUAUUAUUUCUUCGGAGACUGGCAAGUUUCUAAUAUGGAAUCGCAUCUCUGAACAGGUGAUCUAUCGUGACGAUCAACCAGGUAUUCAGCAGAUAACGCUUAUGGAUUACGGUUAUAAAGUAUUAACGGUAUCAUGCCCGAAUAUCAAUAACAAAGCAGCAGCGGCGGCAGCUGAGGCAGCUGCUGCAGCUGGUGAGGAAACUAAUCGUCUAACGGCAAUAACAACUGUGCGUUCCGUGCCAGAGGGCAAUAUACUGUUCCGUUUUGAGUAUACAAUACGCAUGGUGCCUGGCUUGCCAUUUAGGCAAUCGGUCAUUUCGGCUGAUUUGGCUUAUGUAAUCGUUUGUACCGUGGAUAAGGCGAACAAGGAUUGUUUGGCGGUCUAUAGCGCUACUAACGGGACAUUUGUUUCGAAAAUUCUACUAAAGGGCUGUGCAAUUAAGGAGGUGAUUUCAUUAGUGCCAAUGCCACACAAGGCAAAUCAAGUGGCUGUUAUCAGCAGCGAAAAGGGUAGCAUAAUGGAUAUAAAAAGUAAGAAGCAUGUGCGUUCCAUACCCAAAUGGGGUGGUUCCAUAACAAAAGAUGGUAAAAGUGGACUCUAUGCGCCCACUAGAGGUGGCCUUGAGAUGCUCGAACUACGUAAGGGCACCACAGUCAAAACAUUCAUACCUAAAGUGGCCGAAGGUGUAUUCUCCGUAAUUUGUCUUUUCACCGAAAAUGAUGAAUAUGUUUGCUAUUAUCACAGUGGCCGCAAAACUAUACGCGUCUUCCGUUCGUCAGACACCGAAAUGAUCGCCAACUAUCGCUUACAAGCCGAGUUGACAGCGAUUAAAAGCAGCAAGGAUGGUCGGUGCAUUGUGUUGGGCACUGUGGAUGGCUGUAUGUCCGUGCUGGCCAUUGUCGAUCCACAAAAAGAGGAAAUGUUCGAGUAUUUGAACCAAUUGCCGUCGCGCGAUGAAAACUGGAAGGCCAAAUUGGCUAAGCAAAAGGCGCGUGUCGGCUUCAAGGCAGCCAUACGUGUGGCAACGAUUUCAUCGCGUUUCGAUAAAAGCAAUAAAAACGCUCAAGGCGCCGAUGGCGAAGCAGGUGAAUUGGAUGAAGAGGGUAAUCCUGUGGAGAUUGCAGCUGGGGAGUAGUUUAAAGGAGGUUUUGCUUUCGUCGUAGUAUUACUAGAAAACAUACAUACUUAUUUACAUAUACAUAUACAUAUACAUAUAUUACAUAGCGUUAGCUGCUUUAAACGCUUUAUAGGCAAUAUACAAGGAAUGUACAAAGUGGUUUUGUUAAAGCUGAAGUGAUAUUAUUUAUCGAAAAAAGAAAGUUGAAAAAAUAUACAAAUAUAAGUAAAUAAAAAGCUUGCUAUGAAUUA
Bactrocera tryoni is the source of this 5571-nucleotide messenger RNA. RefSeq names its product NACHT and WD repeat domain-containing protein 2. The transcript is spliced from 17 exons. Gene Ontology annotation, molecular function: protein binding. Bases 146 to 5338 code for a protein of 1730 amino acids. Lineage: Eukaryota; Metazoa; Arthropoda; Insecta; Diptera; Tephritidae. The record is from RefSeq and is a predicted model, not a curated record.